AUGAUACCUUCUCGAUCAUGCCCACCUAUUUUGCCUAUUUGGGACGCAUCACCAUCUAGCAAAGCCCAGGCGGCUGGGCCUCAAAUCGAGGAUUACAAACCUGGGUACCCUCGUCUUACUGCGCUAGUCUCGUCCUACGAUCGCUUCUUUAUAUGCCGCCGCUUUGAUAUGCUCCGAUCACGGCUGCUACUCUUGAAACAAGACCAAAUAUCAGUCCUCGAGGAAAAGCUGAAGCAAAUCGACGAGUCAGAACCCUGUCCUCUAUUCCUUGGGAAAUCUCGAAUCGACAACAAUCAGAGUAGAAAAUCUGUUCUUGCAGAUAUUGACGCUCGUCUUGCCGAAUAUGACCAAUUAGUAGAAAGAACUCAAAAAGCCCUGAGCUUAAACACGGCCGGGCAGAGAGAUGUGGAUAGUCUACAGAACUGGCUGAGGGGAACUGGAUGUGUGGAUAGGCAAGAAAUCCGGUUUCUGGAGCAUCGCAACGAGCUAUCGUCUCUAGCCCUUACAAAUGACAGCGCAAUGAUCAAGUUCGAGGUUUGGGUAGAAGACAAGCUCAUUCGCUUCUCAGAUCGCUUUCGGCAGAGCAGGUAUCGAAGCGCCUCGUCGGAUCCUAAUGUCCACAUCUACUCAGGGCCAGUCAUCAGGAGGAUUGCCAGGGCACUGAUGCUGCUUCUCAUCACGCUGCUCCUUAUGAUGCCUAUAGUCAUAUGCAAUCUUGUGGGCACCAACGCGGGAAGAAUUCUCGUUGUCAUAUUCUCCACGAUUUCGUAUCUGGCCAUUCUUGCUGAAUUGACUAACACGAGAACUGUUGAGUUGAUUGUCGCAGGCACGACGUAUGCUACUGUUCUAAUCGUAUUUGUGUCUGGUAGCGUUAUGGAUGGUUGA
Molecule: messenger RNA, 885 nt
Organism: Fusarium falciforme
Lineage: Eukaryota; Fungi; Ascomycota; Sordariomycetes; Hypocreales; Nectriaceae
Exons: 5
Coding region: 1-885 (294 amino acids)
Source: RefSeq, a predicted model, not a curated record